This is a messenger RNA of Otolemur garnettii (small-eared galago), 4625 nucleotides long. It is a transcript of the gene TAOK1, whose product is annotated as TAO kinase 1. The record is from RefSeq and is a predicted model, not a curated record. NCBI's taxonomy places the organism in Eukaryota, Metazoa, Chordata, Mammalia, Primates, Galagidae. Bases 200 to 3205 code for a protein of 1001 amino acids. Gene Ontology annotation, biological process: protein phosphorylation; execution phase of apoptosis. Gene Ontology annotation, molecular function: ATP binding; protein kinase activity. The transcript is spliced from 20 exons.
UCGCCUGGCCCCCUCCUCCUCACUCCUCGCCCUCGGGCGCAGCGGCCACCGGAGCGCUGCAGGGGGCUGCGCUUGCCUACUCCGCCCCAGAACUGUCGGCGAAAGGUAGUUUAUGCCAGUGUGGCUUCAUUCAUACAGAUGAACCAAGGAUUGGGAUAGCAGUAUAAAAUUAGAAUCAGACAGCUGACUGCUCAGCAGGAUGCCAUCAACUAACAGAGCGGGCAGCCUGAAGGACCCUGAAAUUGCAGAGCUCUUCUUCAAAGAAGAUCCAGAGAAGCUCUUCACAGAUCUCAGAGAAAUUGGCCAUGGAAGCUUUGGUGCAGUGUAUUUUGCACGAGAUGUGCGUACCAAUGAAGUGGUGGCUAUCAAGAAAAUGUCUUAUAGUGGAAAGCAAUCUACUGAGAAAUGGCAGGAUAUUAUUAAGGAAGUCAAGUUUCUACAAAGAAUAAAACAUCCCAACAGUAUAGAAUACAAAGGCUGUUAUUUGCGAGAACACACAGCAUGGCUUGUAAUGGAAUAUUGUUUAGGAUCUGCUUCAGAUUUACUAGAAGUUCACAAAAAGCCAUUACAAGAAGUGGAAAUAGCUGCAAUUACACAUGGUGCUCUCCAGGGAUUAGCUUAUUUACAUUCUCAUACCAUGAUCCACAGAGAUAUCAAAGCAGGAAAUAUCCUUCUGACAGAACCGGGCCAGGUGAAACUUGCUGACUUUGGAUCUGCUUCCAUGGCAUCUCCUGCCAAUUCCUUUGUGGGAACACCAUAUUGGAUGGCUCCAGAAGUAAUUUUAGCCAUGGAUGAAGGACAGUAUGAUGGCAAAGUGGAUGUAUGGUCUCUUGGAAUAACAUGUAUUGAACUAGCGGAAAGGAAGCCUCCUUUAUUUAAUAUGAAUGCAAUGAGUGCCUUAUAUCACAUAGCCCAAAAUGAAUCCCCUACACUACAGUCUAAUGAAUGGUCUGAUUAUUUUCGCAACUUUGUAGAUUCUUGCCUCCAGAAAAUCCCUCAAGAUCGUCCUACAUCAGAGGAACUUUUAAAGCACAUAUUUGUUCUGCGAGAGCGCCCUGAAACAGUGUUAAUAGAUCUCAUUCAGAGGACAAAGGAUGCAGUAAGAGAGCUGGACAAUCUACAGUAUCGAAAGAUGAAGAAACUCCUUUUCCAGGAGGCACAUAAUGGACCAGCAGUAGAAGCACAGGAAGAAGAAGAGGAACAAGAUCAUGGUGUUGGCCGGACAGGAACAGUGAAUAGUGUUGGAAGUAAUCAGUCUAUUCCCAGUAUGUCCAUCAGUGCCAGCAGCCAAAGCAGUAGUGUUAACAGUCUUCCAGAUGCCUCAGAUGACAAGAGUGAGCUAGACAUGAUGGAAGGAGACCACACAGUGAUGUCUAACAGUUCUGUCAUCCAUUUAAAACCUGAGGAAGAAAAUUACAGAGAAGAGGGAGAUUCUAGAACAAGAGCAUCAGACCCACAAUCCCCACCCCAAGUAUCUCGUCACAAAUCACACUAUCGUAAUCGAGAACACUUUGCUACUAUACGGACAGCAUCGCUGGUUACAAGGCAAAUGCAAGAACAUGAGCAGGACUCUGAGCUUAGAGAACAAAUGUCUGGCUAUAAGCGAAUGAGGCGCCAACAUCAGAAGCAACUGAUGACUCUGGAAAAUAAGCUAAAGGCUGAGAUGGAUGAACACCGCCUCAGAUUGGACAAAGAUCUUGAAACUCAACGUAACAAUUUUGCUGCAGAAAUGGAGAAACUUAUCAAGAAACAUCAGGCUGCUAUGGAAAAAGAGGCUAAAGUGAUGGCCAAUGAAGAGAAAAAAUUUCAGCAACAUAUUCAGGCCCAACAGAAGAAAGAACUGAAUAGCUUUUUGGAGUCACAGAAAAGAGAAUAUAAACUUCGAAAAGAGCAGCUUAAAGAGGAAUUGAACGAAAACCAGAGUACCCCCAAAAAAGAAAAACAAGAAUGGCUUUCAAAGCAAAAGGAGAAUAUACAACAUUUCCAAGCAGAAGAAGAAGCUAACCUUCUUAGACGUCAGAGACAAUAUCUAGAGCUAGAAUGCCGUCGUUUUAAGAGAAGAAUGUUACUUGGACGUCAUAACUUGGAGCAGGACCUUGUCAGGGAGGAGUUAAAUAAAAGGCAGACUCAGAAGGACUUGGAGCAUGCCAUGCUCCUUCGACAGCAUGAAUCCAUGCAAGAAUUGGAGUUCCGCCACCUCAACACAAUUCAGAAAAUGCGCUGUGAGUUGAUCAGGUUGCAGCAUCAAACUGAGCUCACUAACCAGCUGGAAUAUAAUAAACGAAGAGAACGAGAACUAAGAAGAAAGCAUGUCAUGGAAGUUCGGCAACAGCCUAAGAGUUUAAAGUCUAAAGAACUCCAAAUAAAAAAGCAGUUUCAGGACACCUGCAAAAUCCAAACCAGACAGUACAAAGCAUUAAGGAAUCACCUGCUGGAGACUACACCAAAGAGUGAGCACAAAGCUGUUCUGAAACGGCUAAAAGAAGAACAGACCCGGAAGUUAGCCAUCUUGGCUGAACAGUAUGAUCACAGCAUUAAUGAAAUGCUCUCCACACAAGCCCUGCGUUUGGAUGAAGCACAGGAAGCAGAAUGCCAGGUUUUAAAGAUGCAGCUGCAGCAGGAACUGGAGCUGUUGAAUGCAUAUCAGAGCAAAAUCAAGAUGCAAGCUGAGGCACAACAUGAUCGAGAGCUUCGGGAGCUUGAACAGAGGGUCUCCCUCCGCAGGGCCCUCUUAGAACAAAAGAUUGAAGAAGAGAUGUUGGCUUUGCAAAAUGAACGCACAGAACGAAUACGAAGCCUACUGGAGCGUCAAGCGAGAGAAAUUGAAGCUUUUGACUCUGAAAGCAUGAGACUAGGUUUUAGUAACAUGGUCCUUUCUAAUCUCUCCCCUGAGGCAUUCAGCCACAGCUACCCAGGAGCUUCUGGUUGGUCUCACAAUCCUACUGGGGGUCCAGGACCUCACUGGGGUCAUCCCAUGGGUGGCCCACCACAAGCUUGGGGCCAUCCAAUGCAAGGUGGACCCCAGCCAUGGGGUCACCCCUCGGGGCCAAUGCAAGGGGUACCUCGAGGUAGCAGUAUGGGAGUCCGCAAUAGCCCCCAGGCACUAAGGCGGACAGCUUCUGGGGGACGGACAGAGCAGGGCAUGAGCAGAAGCACGAGUGUCACAUCACAAAUAUCCAAUGGGUCACACAUGUCUUAUACAUAACUUAAUAAUUGAGAGUGGCAAUUCCGCUGGAGCUGUCUGCCAAAAGAAACUGCCUACAGACAUCGUCACAGCAGCUUCCUUACUUGGGUACUACAGUGUGGGAGCUAAGUGCAUAUGGUAUAUUUUAUUCAUUUUUGUAAAGCGUUCUGUUUUGUGUUUACUAAUUGGGAUGUCAUAGUAUUUGGCUGCCAGGUUUUGUUUUGUUUUUUUAACUUUUGGGGAAAUUUUCAAAAAUAGAAUUGAUAUUAAAAAUAUGUGUAUGUGUGUAUAUAUAUGCAUAUAUAUACAUACCUAUACAUUUUGUGCAUGUGAUAAAAAGAAAUUGGCUAGAUAGGGGGUAUUUUCUGAAUAUUGCAAAAUAAAAUGCAGCAAAGUGGCUGAAGUCAUCACUUUUGGGUGUCUGUAUCCUACGAAGUUUUUGACAAAAUCUAAUGCCUUUCGUCAUAUCCAAAAUUCUUAAUGAGCCACUCACAGCAGGCACCAUAUACUGAAAUAAGUUAUUGGAACAUACCUCUGUAUCCUCUCACUAAUGUAUUUUUUAAUUAAAUUAGUCUGACUUCUCAGUGUCAUUUGGAGUUUAAAAAAAAAAAGAAGAAAUUCAUGAACACUAAAUGAUUGCAUUGACUUUUUCCGAGGGUAGAAAACAGCUUAGUUUUUUUUUUUUUCUGAAUGAAUCAUAGGUUUGUUGGUGGUUUUUGUCCAUUCAAUUGUGCCUUCUUUGUGUCAUGGUGAGAUGGGGGUGCUUAAGGAGAUCACAAGUUGUGUGGGGAUUACAUAACCUGUGAACCUUCAAUGGGGAAGACCAGAAGGGCAAGAAGGCCCCUGAUGGGUAUGUCCAGCAGCAGAGUGAGGAGAUAGAGUCUGUAUAUCUAAUGUUUUGUUGCUUAUACUGUGAUAUUAUUCUAGCUAAGCUUUAUACUCCCAAGACCCCAAAAAGUACUUUUACUUUGUUUGUACAAAGACAUAUAGCCAAUACAAAUCAAAUGCCAGAGGUAUUUGAUUGUUGCCAUAUUUGCAAAAUGCCAUCUAUUGGACUUCUCAUCACACUACAUAGAAAUAAUUUGACUAUCCCCUUUUGGCUUAAUGGGAUUUCCUGUUUACAGUAGAAUAGCCAAUUAUUUAAAUAUCUAGUUGCCACAGUGAACCAGGAGUCACUGAGCCAAUGACUUUACCAGCUGCUGAUUAAUCCUCAUCACCACUGUAGAUUUUGCUGCAUGUGCAGGUCUUCUAUUUUUAAUUGCGUUUUUUUUUUGUUUGUUUUGUUUUUUUUUUUUUGCUGCAGUACUUUACAAACUUCUAGUUCAUUGAGACUUACCAUUUGGCAUCAUGUUAACAUCACACAAUAGGAAACACUACUUCUGCAAGUCUCAAGCCUCAGUGCUACAGUACUACUGAAAAGGAGCUAGGAAGUUUGGCCAAU